CACAAAGCCUCGCUACCAGCAGCAGCAGCAGGGAGCGCAGGCAGCAUAGCACAGCACAGCACAGCACAACACUAGGCAGAAGCAGAAGCAGGAAGUCCGAGCUCAGAGCCUGUUUUCUUUUCGCUCCCUCGCUCCCUCCCCUCCGCUCCCUCCUCCCCUGGACUGUGCUCUACUCUGCUCAACUCGACUCGGCUGGACUCUCCUCCCACUUCCCAGCUCUCAGUCGCUCACUCACUCUCUGCCUGCAUCCAUCCCCUCGGUGUGUAUGUGUGCGUGCGUGUGUGUGACUACUGUACGGUAGCCGGUCCACUUUCUCUUGACAGCUACGCCACACAAUGCAGAGGCAUCCCCACACCGCCCCAGAAGCUUGGCCCAUUUGCUGAACCCGGAGAAAAAGAGAAAGAGAAAGAAGAAGAAAGGGGGGCACCGGACGGGGGUAGAGAGAGACGGAGAGGAGGAGAAGCAGGAACAACAGCUAACGGCAGACAGGCGCAGACACGGACACAGACACAGAGGGCCCCUUUCUUUUUCUCCCGGGCCUUCCUAUCCUUGGCAGGAGCAGAGAAACAGGGGGAAGGGGGGGGCUGGUCGGUAGUGGCAGUGGUGCCCCUACCAGGGAGAGAGAGCCAUGGAGGCUCCAGUGAGGGAAAGCGGGGCUGCGGCUGGGGUUGAAGCCGAGGCCGGGGCUGCACCAGCCGUGAUGGUGGCGGCGAUGGAGCCGGCCGCUAUGGCAAUGACAGCAGCGGCUGAAUACUUUGCCAACGGGUCAGCCCUGCCUCCGCCGCCGCUGCCCACCCUGAGCCCGGCGGUGCCGCCGUACGUGAAGCUGGGCCUGACGGUGGCCUACACCAUCUUCUACUCGCUGCUCUUCGUCUUUGUCUACGCGCAACUGUGGCUGGUGCUGCGCUACCGCCACAAGCGGCUCAGCUACCAGACGGUCUUCCUGUUCCUGUGCCUGCUGUGGGCCGCGCUGCGCGCCCUGCUCUUCUCCUUCUACUUCAGGGACUGCGUGACGGCCAACACGCUCGGGCCCUUCGCCUUCUGGCUGCUCUACUGCUGCCCCGUCUGCCUGCAGUUCUUCACGCUCAGCCUCAUGAACCUCUACUUUGCACAGGUUGUCUUUAAGGCCAAGUCAAAGUACUCACCAGAACUUGUCAAGUACAGGCUUCCCCUGUACCUGGUCUUCCUGUCCAUAAGCCUGCUCUUCCUGGUGGUCAAUCUCACCUGCGCCCUACUGGUCAAAAUGACUAACACGGAAACCAAGAACAUAGUCCUGGUGCGAGUGGCCAUCAACGACACACUGUUUGUGCUCUGUGCGAUCUCGCUGUCUCUGUGUCUCUACAAGAUUGCAAAGAUGUCCCUGGCCAACAUAUAUCUAGAGUCAAAGGGGACAUCUGUGUGCCAAGUGACUAUAAUCGGUGUGACAGUGAUUCUGCUCUACACAUCACGAGCUUGUUAUAAUCUGGUGGUCCUGGCUUUGGCAAACUUCAAAAGCAUCAACUCAUUUGAUUAUGACUGGUACAAUGUAUCGGAUCAGGCAGAUCUGCACUCCACCCUUGGGGAUACAGGAUACAUAGUGUUUGGGGUGGUCCUGUUCGUGUGGGAACUGCUGCCCACCUCUCUGGUGGUCUUUUUCUUCAGGGUCCAGAGACCAACUCAGGACAGAAAUGCAGCCAUCAUCCCUGGACACAUCUUCUCUUCCAGAGCGUACUUCUUUGACAACCCCAGACGUUAUGACAGUGACGAUGAUCUGGCAUGGAGCAUUAUCCCACAAAAUAUCCAAGCCAGCUUCACGUCGGACAGCUAUGACUGGAGUGCCCAGACCAGUGGCUUUGCGGCCUACAUAGGCGACGAGGACACUCUACACCCUCCACCACCAGAGGAACUAAACCCAUACUAACACCGUCCCAUUGGCUCCUCCAAUGGGAACAGCUAUUAGGAGACAAGGGCUGACUGCAGACACAAAUUGCCAACAAUAUUUUCUAUGACAACGUUUUUGUACAAGUAAUCAAGUGUGUACUUUGAAGCCAGUAGUAACCAAGAGGGAUUCUUUCUUUUCCUGUUUCUUUUUUGACACAUGCACUGCAUUUUGUCAACAUGUCUGAGUUCACUGUAUGUUACGUUAACAUGAUCAUUAAUAUAUUUCAGACGGUGGAUAUUGAGGGAUGUUAAAUGUAUAUUGUUUGUUUUCUAUGGAUUGUUGGGAAGUCGACUUAAAAUUAAUUUAUUAUUAUGCACAACCAUGUUCCCUCCUUGUUUCUGUGUUUCAUCUUUUACUGAGACAUUUAAUAUACUUUGUGCAACAUUGUUUGUGUAUGUUUGACAAUACACAUAUUUUAAGAACCCGGAAUAAAAGUGUCUUUGUAGGGAGGAUUUUAUAACUAGAGUCGGGCUGUUCUUUCUGUAGGACAUGCAUCCAACACUGACCCAACAAAAUCAACCAAAUCUUCAUGAAGCUGACUGUUAACCCAGGUGAAAAAGUGGUUAAAUUUAGUACAAUAAAAGUAUGACUGAAGUGUACUUAGCAUGUUAAAAGUGCACUCGUGCUUUUUGUGCUAAGAAAAAGUAUGUUUACAAUAUGCUUAUCAGUGAUGCGCGGGUCGACGAAAAAACAAGACACACCCGACCGCUUUUUUCCCUAGUCCGCCCGCUUGCCCUGCCCGCAAGAAAUAUUCAUGAAAAAUAUUGACCCGGCCCGCUUCCCGACCCGCCUUUGAAAAUAGUAGCCGUGCGUCUUUAUGAACACCCUAACGUCAUUGGCAAAGCACAAUCAGGUCAAUAAAGGUCUUAAAAAAUGAAUUUGCGUCAAGAACAAGACAGCUGUGCAUUUCAACAGGACAUGUUGGAUUUUUGAACCGAGGCCAUGCAAUGAGGACUGCCGACUGUCACCGAGCAGACGGAGCCAGCCGUCAAGUGGAUUGCCUCGUAGUCAUGGUACGACACAGGAAAUGAAAACAAACUCUGUAAGCAACCCAUGAGCGCGAAACCAUUACAAUUGUAUAAGAAAAUAUGCAGGCUAUAUCCAUCACUGCACUGUUUAGAGAGCACCCUCUGUGUUCUUCAAAAUGCACUCAAUGGUUGCACCUGCUGCACCAGUUGCGCGCAGAAGAUAUUCGGCCGACGCAGGAGCCUCAUUAAGUCUCCUGCAGAGCGCAUGGCACCAUCGUAGUUAUUCAGCCAUAUAAACUUUGAUCUAUUUCGCAAAAAAUGUCCCUGUCUGCUAAAGUAAACUAUAGCCUAUUGGCUAGCCUAUAGCCUACUUUAAAAUUCGGCAUCAUUUCAAAGGUCCUGACCGACCGCACCCGACCCGAAUUUCAUUAAAAAUAAUAUUUCAUAACCCGUGCCUGCGGUCAACCGCAGUUAAUUGCAAGCGCCCGCUGCUUUCGGGUCAGCCCGCGCAUCACUGAUGUCAAGCCCUGAAAUGGACAUGUGUUGAAUGAUUGGACUUUAAAUGUUUCAUGUGUAGGCCUAUAAUGUUUGUGAAUUAUGUCUGUUUGGUGUGGGGAUUCUGUGGGCAACAAUGGGCAAUGUUUGUCGAUAUGAUUUGUAACUGGCGUUUUGUUUUGGAAAGGUCCUGGAGAAAUGGUACGGGCCAAUUGUGAUUGUGUGUCUGCAUUGGUCAAUUGAAUAAUUGCCUGCGUAGUGAAGGGUAUGUAAAACCCAGCUCAUUGUUGAGAGUGAGCGAGAUAGGCGAAGCAGCUGUUUAUCGGUGUAAGCUGUCUUCAGAAAUGUUGUUAAAAGUAGCUGCUGCUGAGAGCGGUAACAAAGUGUCAGAAGUUGUGCCCUCACUUUUGUAUUGAGUAUUUUGAGUUGCCAGUCGAGUUUUGUUAAUGUCCUUGACGUUGCCCACGAGCACAUUUUUGUUUUGUCGAAAAUAAAAACGCUUCGAAGUUUAA
Messenger RNA from Engraulis encrasicolus (European anchovy), 3896 nucleotides. It is a transcript of the gene gpr137ba, whose product is annotated as G protein-coupled receptor 137Ba. Gene Ontology annotation, cellular component: lysosomal membrane. The coding region runs from base 629 to 1900 and encodes 423 amino acids. Gene Ontology annotation, biological process: positive regulation of TORC1 signaling; negative regulation of osteoclast differentiation; negative regulation of bone resorption. NCBI's taxonomy places the organism in Eukaryota, Metazoa, Chordata, Actinopteri, Clupeiformes, Engraulidae. The record is from RefSeq and is a predicted model, not a curated record. The transcript has 7 exons.